GCGUAAUUUAAGGGAUGAGUGACAUCACUCAUAUUUGGUCCGACACGUCGUUCGUCCCAAUGACACGUGGCGCAAUCACAUCGGCUACCGACAACAGACAAUCGCGGCGCACGUUGCUAACAUGCGCCUACACUCCUGUCAAUUAUAUAUACUAAACUAAGCACCUCUCUCCUCGCUCUCUCUCUCUCUCUCUCUCUCUCUCUCCUCCGCUUCACUUUGUUCUUCUUCUUCUUUCUCUCUCUAACCAAAAACCAGAGGAAAAAUUCUCGGAUCGUUAUGAGGCGAACUGAAAUGUCUCCGUAAGUAUCCUCUGCAUCAUUUUUCUUUGAUUCAAUACUCGUUGAUUCUGUGUUAGUUUCUUACGUUACGGAUUGAGCUAGCUCGAACAAGAACCAAUUAUUUCGGUUCUUGAUUUGAUGUAUUUAGCUUAGUUUCAUUAUAAAUGUAUUGAUUAUUGUAGAUUUGUAACAGUAGAAACUUUGUUUGUAAGCUUGGAAUCAGUUGUUGAUGUAAAUUUUGGAUGUGAAUUUUUUGGGUUGUUGUUAAUUGAUGCAAAAGAACAAUAAAAAUUGAAACUUUUAAUGUGAUCCGCGAAAUGGGGAGGAUUUGGUGAUCUAAUGAGACGUCGUUCGGCGACGAGUGUUCCGUCCGAGCAAAUGGAGAAAGGGACGGGGAAGAAUCAGCAUAAUCGGCUUUGUUGUUUGGUAGCUUUAUCUGCUUUUUUCUGGAUUUUGUUGUUGUAUUUUCAUUUUGCUGUUCUUGGUCGUAAUGGUGUAGAUGAAUCAGUCAAAUUACAGCCUGUUUCUGUUGAUAACAUUGAUUCAUCUGUUGUUGUUACUCAUGUAACUAGUGGCAGUAAUCUUAAAUUUCCCAUUCCUCCAAAACCCACCAGAAGUGUAGCUAGUCCUCGAAAAAUGGCUAACCCUCCUCCAAAAGUGGUUACCCAAGUUCAUGAAAAGGAGGCUUUUCCUUUCAUGAAAGCAAUGAGAACCAUUGAUAACAAGAGUGAUCCUUGUGGUGGGAGGUAUAUAUAUGUUCAUGAACUUCCUUCGAGGUUUAAUGAGGAUAUGUUGAAGGAGUGUAGGAGUUUAAGUCUUUGGACUAAUAUGUGUAAGUUCACUACUAAUGCUGGACUUGGUCCUCCAUUAGAGAAUGUUGAGGGUGUGUUUUCGGAUACAGGUUGGUAUGCAACAAACCAAUUUGCUGUUGAUGUCAUAUUCAAUAACAGGAUGAAGCAAUAUGAAUGCUUGACAAGAGAUUCAUCUAUUGCUGCUGCUGUUUUUGUACCCUUUUAUGCUGGUUUCGAUAUUGCUCGGUAUUUGUGGGGAUACAAUAUUUCGACAAGGGAUGCAGCUUCACUUGAUUUGGUUGAUUGGCUUAUGAAGAGGCCGGAGUGGGAUGUCAUGGGUGGCAAGGAUCAUUUUCUUGUUGCUGGUAGAAUAACUUGGGAUUUUAGAAGAUUGUCUGAGGAAGAAUCGGAUUGGGGUAACAAGCUUCUUUUCUUACCAGCUGCAAAGAAUAUGUCUAUGCUUGUUGUUGAAUCAAGUCCAUGGAAUGCUAAUGACUUUGGCAUUCCAUAUCCCACAUACUUCCAUCCAGCAAAAGACGAAGAUGUAUUCGUCUGGCAGGACCGAAUGAGAAAGCUAGAGCGAAAGUGGCUCUUCUCUUUCGCUGGUGCUCCACGUCCUGACAAUCCCAAAUCCAUCAGAGGCCAGAUUAUUGAUCAAUGCAAAAGGUCCAAAGUUGGGAAACUGUUGGAAUGUGAUUUUGGGGAGAGCAAGUGUCAUUUACCAAGCAGUAUAAUGCAGAUGUUUCAGAGCUCUCUUUUCUGCUUACAACCGCAAGGCGAUUCCUACACUCGAAGAUCUGCUUUCGAUUCAAUGUUAGCCGGUUGCAUUCCCGUCUUCUUUCAUCCGGGUUCAGCAUACACACAAUACACAUGGCAUCUCCCUAAAAACUAUACAAAGUAUUCGGUUUUCAUCCCAGAAGACGAUAUUCGAAAGAGGAAUAUCAGCAUAGAGGAAAGGCUUCUUCAAAUCCCACCAGAACAGGUCAAGAUCAUGAGGGAGAAUGUUAUAAGCCUUAUCCCAACACUUGUAUAUGCAGAUCCUCGCUCAAAAUUGGAGACCCUCAAAGAUGCCUUUGAUGUUUCUGUACAAGCAAUCAUAGACAAAGUUACUAACUUGAGGAGAGACAUCAUUGAGGGUCAUACAGAUGAAAACUUCAUUGAAGAGAACAGUUGGAAGUAUGCUUUGUUGGAAGAAGGACAACGUGAAGUGGGACCCCAUGAAUGGGAUCCUUUCUUCUCCAAACCAAAGGGUGAAAACAGUGAAUCCACUGAUAAAUCCGCAGAGGUUGCGAAAAAAUCAUGGAAGAAUGAGCAGAGGAAUCAAGCAUGAAACUGAGGUAAACUAUAUACACAACAGAAGUAGCAACAGUAACAGUUUAUAAAGUAAUGCUCUUAGUAUAUGCAAACAACAGUUUUAGAAGUAAUGAGAAAUCUUUCUUCUUAGUUUUACUGUCUUUUGUUAUGACCUGAGAUCUUUGUUAAAACCCAAAACAUAGAUUAAAAUUUUAGUUUCAUAUACCAUAUAUUAUUAUCAUUAUUAUUUUUUUUCUCUUAUUAAUUAUUGCAUAAUAUGUAUUCUAUUCUGUUCAGGCAUUCUUUUUGAUGUAUUGUAGUGUUGAAUUUUCAUCUUCCAUUUACUGGAAAUAAAGUUUGAUAUGAUGAGCUUUUCAA
Messenger RNA from Cannabis sativa, 2740 nucleotides. RefSeq names its product xyloglucan galactosyltransferase MUR3. The record is from RefSeq and is a predicted model, not a curated record. Bases 618 to 2399 code for a protein of 593 amino acids. Gene Ontology annotation, molecular function: glycosyltransferase activity. NCBI's taxonomy places the organism in Eukaryota, Viridiplantae, Streptophyta, Magnoliopsida, Rosales, Cannabaceae. The transcript has a single exon.